Messenger RNA from Paramecium pentaurelia, 1078 nucleotides. Lineage: Eukaryota; Ciliophora; Oligohymenophorea; Peniculida; Parameciidae. The record is from the annotation of a GenBank genome assembly.
AUGUAUUAGAAAUCAUCAUUAAAAAAACAGAAUAAUGAUAUACCUGUAAGUAUAAUUUAAUUACAUAGGAUCAUUAUCAUUUAGAUGAAAAUUAAGAAUAAGAAUACAAUUCAGUUUGUGGUUAUAAUUCAUAUGGAGUACUUUUAAAAUAUAAUAUAUUUAGAUUCCUUAAUACCAUCAAUUACCAAUCAAUGUAUAUAUGAUUUUACCUCAAAACUAUUAAGAAAACUUUGAUACUAAUAUUCCAUAUAUCUAAUAUCCACCUUAGCCUUAAACUCCUAUUAGAUUUGAUCAUCAACCUUUAAAAUAAAUCAAAGCUAAAAAAUUAUAUAAAAGUAAUAUUGAUAUUGUUAUAAUAGGAAAACAAGCUACAACAAUUACAUAAUCACAUUAAUCAGUCUAAUAAUAAUUUUAAAGAACAGAUGAAUCAGAACAUGAAAUAUGGCCAUAAGCUAAUUUUGAAAUAGAUUAAAAUGAAAAUGAAAAAAAAUUAUUAUUCUAAUAAACUUUAACUGGAUUUGUUUUAAAGUUAUUUGAAGCUCAUUAAAAUGCUACUCUAAGUGAAAGAUAUAUUGUAGAAUAAGUUCGUUCUAAUUUAUGUAAAUUGAAAAGAUUAGAUGGUAGUAAAUAUAAGGGUAAUUUAUAUAAAACUGUCAAAGGAAGUUUGACAUCAAAUGGAAUAUUUAGAGUUGAUUAAAAGAAAGAAAAUGAAUCAUAUUGGAUAGUUUGUUAAUCAGCAGCAGAUGAAUUUUAAAAAAGAACAAUCGAAAGAAUUUAGACAACAGAUAAAAAGAAACCCUCUAAAAAAAUAAAAAUGCAAGAAGAUUCUUAAUAAAAUAAAGAGAUUUAAGAUUAUAUUAAAUACGAUUUUGCACAUGCAUAUGGAUUAUUAAAUGGAUUUUUAGAAACAUAACCAAAUCUAAAGACAUUUAUUGAAUAAAUAGAUUAAAAUGAUUUAGAGAGGAAUAGAAAUUUAAGAAAUUAUAAUUUGGAUCUUGUAUCAAAUGGUAUCAAAGAAUGUUAAGAUUUUUUUGAUGAGUUGAUUAAGAAAUAAAAAAAUGAAAUUAUGUAAAAUUGA